GGAAAAACAAGAACUUGUUGGUGGUUAGAUUCUUUUUGGCAUAUAUGGCAUUACAUGGCAUUACCACUGAUAUGGGUGUGCCGGUUUAGGGUUUAGGGUUUGGGUCACCGUGUGCCGGUCAGGACAUGUGGAUGACUCUUUGCUUGAUGCUAUUGGUCAUGGGCUCCGCCUUGUAUUUGGAACCCGUGGAGGGUGCCAUGAAAGACUUCGCCGCGGGCUUCUCAACGGCAGUGAUGGUGUGCAUUGGCAUGGCCAUGUUAAUGAUGGCCAUCGUGGCCACUGCCGCCUUAGUCCACCGCGCUGCCAUGGGGGGCGCCCAGGAGUAUUCCAUCUUCAACAUGGGCAAGGUGGCACCUGCCCCUUUGGUCUACCAACGCUUGAUCGCCCUCUCCGCCGAGCUCCAGAAACUGGAUGAGAGUUGGGUGCAGGGAAGGAUUGCCAGCAUGUCAGCCUUUGACAUUAGGCUCAUCACUGGCUGCAUCACCUUGCUGGCCAUUGAUUGCGUGCCCCACAAGGCGGAUGAGCUGAAGUUCAACUUCGCACGGGUGUCCGCGCAAUCCUUUGCCGUGCGGGGUAAGACACAGAAGAACAUCUAUAAGGAGAAUGUGCACCAGGUGCCAAGCGAGGAGAACGCCCUCAGCUCGGCGGCGGAGUUGGCCGCCGAGCUGGCCUUGGAUGCACCUGAGCUGGCGCCAGCGCCAGGAGUGGCUGAAGCUGCAAUCGUCGAAACGACCGAAGACAAUCGUCAAGCCGGGCCCUUCAAAAGCGGUUGGGUUUAGACGCUGCAAGUGAUGCCGCGCGGCCUAUUCUCUACGGGCAAGGGCCUGUAGCUGCGAGGCUGAGAGGGGGUCGAAGCUUAGGA
Messenger RNA from Durusdinium trenchii, 862 nucleotides. The record is from the annotation of a GenBank genome assembly. Lineage: Eukaryota; Dinophyceae; Suessiales; Symbiodiniaceae.